Messenger RNA from Engraulis encrasicolus (European anchovy), 3786 nucleotides. It is a transcript of the gene rab41, whose product is annotated as RAB41, member RAS oncogene family. Gene Ontology annotation, biological process: vesicle-mediated transport. The transcript has 8 exons. Gene Ontology annotation, molecular function: GTP binding; GTPase activity. Lineage: Eukaryota; Metazoa; Chordata; Actinopteri; Clupeiformes; Engraulidae. The coding region runs from base 146 to 781 and encodes 211 amino acids. The record is from RefSeq and is a predicted model, not a curated record.
UUUGGAGUUACCCUUUUUGACCACAGCGAGGCGCCAACGUAGACAGGAAACAGAACCAAAGCCAUAUGCACACCGACUGUGCAUUUGCCAUUGCCCUUCUCUGGGAAGAAAAUAAACAGGGAUCUGUCUGUAUCGUCAAAUAAAGAUGUCGUCAACGACGGGUGGUGGAGAGUUUGGGAACCCAUUGCGGAAGUUUAAGCUCGUGUUCCUUGGCGAGCAGAGUGUGGGCAAGACAUCGCUCAUCACCAGGUUUAUGUACGACAGCUUUGACAAUACCUAUCAGGCAACAAUUGGAAUAGACUUUCUAUCAAAAACAAUGUACCUUGAAGACCGUACGGUUCGGCUCCAGCUUUGGGACACUGCGGGGCAGGAGCGUUUCCGCAGCCUGAUUCCGAGCUACAUUCGAGACUCCACCAUCGCUGUUGUGGUCUAUGACAUUACCAAUUUAAAUUCAUUCCAGCAGACAUCAAAGUGGAUCGAUGAUGUCAGAACAGAGAGGGGAAGUGACGUCAUCAUCAUGUUAGUUGGAAACAAAACAGACUUGGCCGAUAAAAGGCAAGUGUCAGUAGAGGUGGCGGAGAAGAAGGCUCGGGAGCUCAAUGUGAUGUACAUAGAGACCAGCGCCAAGGCUGGCUAUAACGUCAAGCAGCUGUUCCGUCGGGUUGCUGCAGCCUUGCCAGGGAUGGACAGCACACCAGAGAAAAGCAAAGAGGACAUGAUCGACAUCAAACUGGAGAAGCCGCCAGAGCUGCCUGUCACGGAGAGCAGCUGCUCCUGCUAGUGCCCUCCCAGUCCCGCUCGCACCUCCUCCUCGCACCUCCUCUUGUUGCUUCUCCUCCUCUACUGGGCCUCUGUGUCUCCCACCAGACCAGGCUACUACAUCUCCUUCCCCCUCCCUCCUCCCUGGCUGUCUCUGGCCAUCCCCUCUAUAAGUUGUCCCUCCAUCUCCACCUCCUUCUCUAUCCAUGCGUCUCCCCUUCAUCAGCCAUGCCUCCUCUUGCUCCUCCGCCUCCUCCAGUGGGCCUGUGCCUCCUCCCCAUCGGACCUGCCUCCAUGUCGUUGAACACCUCCUCUCCCAAUAUCACCUCCACCACCCAAGGAGUCUCCCCACUGGUCAUUCUUCCUCCUCUUCCAACCCACUCCUCCCCACCAGCCCUUCCUCCUCCUCCUCCUCCUCCUCCAUAUCCACCAUCUCCAUGGCCCCCUCGUGUCUCCUCUCUCCAUCAACAGCUUGUCUCUCAGUGGCUAGUCACGACUCUCCUGGCUCUGUGCCCGACAUUGCCUGGAGAAAUCUUUUUUUGUUUUUUUGUCCUCCCCUCUUCAUCCACCUCAAACUUCAGUUUCUCCUCAUCCUCUUCGUCCUUGCCCCUCCUCUCCCCUUCCUUGACUCAGUGAUAUUUUUUUGGAGUAUCUGUGUGGAUGUGCUAUUACUCUGUAUUUAAAAAAAAUGAAAAAAAGUUAUAAGAAAAUAUUAGUAAUGGAUUUUAAAAAAAAAACACUGAGAAAAAAAACAUAACACAGCGUAGGUGGAAAUGCUAAAAGAUGUUGCGAUUUGUUUUGUUUUUUCAUCUCUAUUCCAACUGCAUGGCGUUCGUAUAGGAUUGCAGUCUGACCUAGCUCACUGCUCUUGAGUUUUUGCACUUUUUGGAGCAUUGGUGGUGUCACACUUUGUCGUUGUGAAAAGUCAUUUCAUUUUCUAGUAAUUUCAGUGACUCGGGAGAAAUGGAGAGACAAUGCCUUGCUUUUUAAAAAAAGUAAAAAAUUUCACUGAUUAGCAGAUCGUUAAAAAGGAAAAGCAAGUGAGAAAGGAAGGCUGGGGUAUAUUUCUCAAAAGAGAAGUUGUUAGCCUGUUAGCAACUUAGGUAGUUAACAAUGGGAAAAUGCAUUGAAAACAACAAAGUAGCUAAUGUAGUAAGCAACUUUGGUUUUGAGAAAUGCACCCCUGUAUUGCAAGCAGAUGUUACUGAUCACAGCUGCAAGCCAGUCAGAUGUAUAAAGCAUUCUGUGCAGUGCAAAUUUUGAAGUUUGUUUGUUUGUUGGUUUUUGUUUGUUUGUUUGUUUGGAAAUCUCUUAGACCUGUAACUUAAAACCAAUCAUACACAGCACACUCUUCAGGUCUAUUUAGAUAGUGGUUGAAGGGACCAGGGAUUAAUUGACCAGUGAUGACUGACUCCUGAUCAAUCACACCACUUUUCAUUAGACGUGCAUAACGUGUGAUUGACACCUGUGCAAAAAGAUCUAGAGACCAUCUCCUAAUAAUGUACAAAGACUUAUCCAGUUACCAUGUGCUGUUUGAUUAGGAAGGAAUAACCCCUUGGCAUUUUAUCAGAAAAGGGAAAUCCAUUCAUACAGUACUGUAUGGUUAACAGAGAGAGAGAGAGAGAAAAAAAAUGAUUCUGUAUAUCAAGCUCAGAACUAUCUUAACUUAAUCCGUGUGUCUCUUUCUCACAACGUGCUGUGAGAAAUGGGAAGGUUGGAUUUGUGUUCACAAAGGAUGUCCAGUGAUUAACCCUUUACUGCAGUGUGUUCCGGUGAACCUCCCAUUUAAACCAGUGGUUCUGUGCAGCCAGUUGUAACUGUGGAGAGCCCUGUGUGUGUGUGCAUGUAUGUGUGUAUGAGGACAGGCAGGGGGCAGCAUUGUGUCAUGGGGCCAGAAGGAGUUAGUCCCUUACACAUUCUGUACAUGUACAGUAUGUCUGGUUGGUCCAGCACCCAUUGACUACCAGUUUGUUUCAUUUUGUUUGUUUUUGUUUUGUUUUAUUACACUGGUAACGGAAAGGCAUGUAAGACCUAAAAGUGGUUGCUUCUUUUUUUUCCUUUUUUCCUUUUUUAAAGAUAAUUGUUACACUAAGUCAGUGGUGAUGAAUCGGUGUUUGUAAAAGGGCCUGUCGACUUGCCUGGAACUGUGGCUGCAGCGCAGAUGUUCCAAAACGCCUCAUAUGCAGCAGUUGCUUCAGUGUAGUUAAACAUAAGAAAUAAAUGUAAAAUAAAUAAAAGUUAAAAACGACAUAAAAAAUGCAAAACGAGCAAAAAAGCACAGAGUAGUCCGGCAUUUUGUUGCUUAUGCUUGUACGAGACUGUUUGGUUUUAAAUAUCUUUAUUUAUUUUUAUUUUUACUGGCAAAAGAUCAGUACGUUGUACGCUUGACCAAAAUCGACAGUUGGAUGGCACGUUCAGAGUUAGCCGUUUUUAUUUAUUCUUUGCGUGUCUGCUUGGAUAUCUGUAUCUCGAAGAGAAGGGUUUCUUGUAACUAUAGUCACAUCAAUUAAGAAGAAAAAUAAAACUUUCCCUACUGUAAUGGUAGUAUCUUUCACAUUUACAAAUGUUAGUCUGAAUUUGGCAGUUGUUGUUCAUCACCUACACACACACACACACAAACACACUCACACCAACACAACCACCACUGCACCACAAGUCUUCUGAGCACACACACAAAAAUGACACAGAUACACAGAUACUAUUACCACUGCUCCAUCAUGCACACCCAAGCAACAUGAGUACUCGUCACUAUCCUCUCUGUAUCUGGUUUGACAAUGUUAACAUUUGAUGACUUUCAAACAAAAAAAUUGUAACGGUAAUCAAUUUACAUGGAAUUUACCAGUCUAUUUGUCACUGACUGAUUGAUGACACAGCUGCGUGCUAAUCUGAACUGUGUAUUUGAGAUAUGCUGUCUACUAGUCUCUUUAGCAAAGUUUGUGUGAAUAAUGUACUAUUAUUCUCUGCUGUAAAAAAGUAAAAAACACCGAAGUGUAUCACAUGAAAUAAAGAUAUUUCACCAAAAUAUAA